Molecule: messenger RNA, 1449 nt
Organism: Colletotrichum karsti
Lineage: Eukaryota; Fungi; Ascomycota; Sordariomycetes; Glomerellales; Glomerellaceae
Product: histone-lysine n-methyltransferase
Exons: 2
Coding region: 1-1449 (482 amino acids)
Biological process (GO): DNA damage checkpoint signaling; regulation of transcription regulatory region DNA binding; DNA repair
Cellular component (GO): nucleosome; nucleus
Molecular function (GO): histone binding; histone H3K79 methyltransferase activity
Source: RefSeq, a predicted model, not a curated record
AUGCCGAUCCUCGGCGGCAAGAAGUUUGCCCCCAAGUCGGUGAUCCGCGUCGAGUCGCGUCCUAAGCUGAUGGCGACCUCCGCGAAGGCCUCCCCGCGCGCCUCACCGAAACCGAGCGGGAGCAAGUCCCUCCUCUCCCGCACCAAGAGCGCUUCGCCCUACCCCUCCUCGUCGGACGAGAAGCGGACCAACGACCGCAAGCGCAAGGCCGGCAGUGCGGGGCCGGGGCCUUCCCAGCCCAAGUUCGAUGACGACUCCGAUGGCGACGAAGACGAGGAUUUCCUCAAGGGCCUCGAGGCGCCUAAGCGCCUGCGUCUCGCUUCAUGCGAAUUUUCCGACGAAAAUCGCACUCUUACCCGCCAAAGCGCCUUCAAGGAGGGGCUCAAACCAUUGAGCAGGCUGAUUCAUGCCGCCCAUAUCACGAACGAAAAGUCUUGUCCCAAGGCUAAGCGUGUGCUCAAGGCAACUGAGAAGGAUGAUAUCAGAGUCAAGCUGCAGUACCCUAGUAUGUACGGCGCAGAGUCGUACGAGCUAUUGUACGAAGAUGGCAAAAUCGAUGCAGUUAAGGACAUUCGGCAAGUGGUCGAGUGGGUUGCCAAUGUGUACCUUACUGGGGAGCAGGCGCAGGAGUUUACCGACCCAGACACUGGCAUUAUCCGGCGGUUGAAAAAGGCGAUAGGCAGGGACGACUUUGCAGGCUUCACAACAGCUCUGAAAGAUGGAAACGAGCGGAUCCGUGCAUUGUCCGCCAACGGGACGAUAAGAAAGAACUUGGAUAAGAUGCAUGGACUGCCUAACGAACUAGCCAAGUUCAUACUCGCCCAAGUCUACGACCGCACCGUUUCGCCAAACGUCGAAAAGCUGAAGCAGUACAAGAACGGCACGGAUAACGUGUACGGCGAGCUACUGUUCCCAUUCAUUUCCGAGAUUUUUGCAAAGACACGCUUAACUUCAGACCAAGUCUUCAUUGACCUUGGCUCCGGGGUUGGUAACGUCGUGUUCCAAGCCGCGUUGCAAAUCGGUUGCGAGAGCUGGGGUUGCGAGAUGAUGGACAACCCGUGCGACUUUGCUGAGGCUCAAGAGAAGGAGUUCGGCGCCCGUUGCAAGAUGUGGGGCCUCCUCCCUGGCAGAGUCAACCUCGAGAGAGGCGACUUUACUAAGAAUUCAAGGAUACACGAGGUCCUUAAGCGCGCCGAUGUCAUCCUCGUCAACAACCAAGCCUUCACGCCCGAGCUCAACAGCAAGCUUGUCGACAAGUUUCUCGACCUGAAGAAGGGUUGCAAAGUCGUAUCGCUCAAGUCGUUCGUCAACGACCAGGGCUCGCGAAACAUGAACGACGUCGCCAACAACAUCCUUGAUGUGGAGCGUCAUACAUAUUCCGAAGGAGGUUACGUCAGCUGGACGGAUUCCGGUGGCUCCUAUUGCAUCUCUACAAAGAAGAAUCAGUAA